UUCACAACAAUCCUGUUUUUAUCAAACAUGGAUGGGUCUUUCCUAUUGCUGUGAUUAAGAGAAGUUGACACUUGUGGAAAAUCAAUAUGGCUUCUGGUAGUUCUAGAUUUGUGAGAUUUCAAGAUGAUCCUGAAUUAGUGAAAAUGUCAAUAACUAAUGUUGACAAUGGAAUCAAGCCAAAUGGAACACAAUUAGCUGAGAAUAGUGGCAAAAAGGCUCAGAAGGAGACAAGGAAGACAAGGAAGUUCUUGAAAGCAAGAGUAUUGUCAAGAGUGUUCUCAGAGGACUAUGAUAGAGUUAGAAGAAGAAUAUUAGAUCCCAGGGGACAAACCAUUCACCGUUGGAACAAGAUUUUCUUGGUAGCAUGUUUAGUUUCUUUGUUUGUGGACCCUCUAUUCUUUUAUUUGCCACUAGUUAGAGAUGAAGUGUGCAUUGAUAUUGGAACAGCACUUGAAGUUUUCCUCACACUUAUAAGAUCAAUAGCAGAUGUGUUUUACAUGAUUCAGAUUCUCAUGAGGUUUAGAACAGCUUAUGUUGCUCCUUCUUCUCGGGUAUUUGGGAGAGGAGAACUUGUUAUAGACUCUUCUAAGAUAGCAGCUAGGUACUUGAGCAAGGGUUUUUGGUUAGACUUCAUUGCUGCAUUGCCUCUUCCUCAGGUGUUAAUUUGGAUUGUGAUCCCCAAUCUUGGAGGUUCUACCAUGGCAAACACCAAAAAUGUCCUUCGGUUUAUCAUCAUUUUCCAGUAUUUGCCGAGGCUAUUUCUGAUUUUUCCACUUUCAUCUCAAAUUGUAAAAGCUACAGGGGUUGUGACAGAAACAGCAUGGGCAGGGGCAGCUUACAACUUGAUGCUGUACAUGUUGGCUAGCCAUCUUUUAGGAGCUAGCUGGUACCUUCUAUCAAUUGAACGGCAAGAAGCAUGCUGGAGGAGUGUUUGCGAUCUGGAGUCAACUUGUCAAUAUGGAUUCUUUGACUGCAAAAGGGUUAAAGAUUCCCUCAGAAUCUCCUGGUUCAUAGCAAGUAAUGUCACAAAUUUAUGCUCACCAAACAUUAACUUUUAUCAGUUUGGUAUAUAUGGUGAUGCUGUGACAUCCGAAGUUACAACCUCGGCAUUCUUUAAUAAGUACUUCUUUUGUCUGUGGUGGGGCCUAAGGAAUCUCAGUUCUUUGGGACAAGGUCUUCUCACUAGCACUUUCGUUGGAGAAAUAAUGUUCGCCAUUGUUGUAGCAACCCUUGGAUUGGUUCUUUUUGCUUUGCUGAUUGGUAAUAUGCAGACAUACCUGCAAUCAACAACUGUCCGCCUAGAAGAAUGGAGGGUCAGAAGAACUGAUACAGAGCAAUGGAUGCAUCACAGGCAGUUACCCACAGAAUUAAGACAAUCUGUGCGUAAAUAUGAUCAAUAUAAAUGGCUUGCCACACGAGGGGUAGAUGAAGAAACUCUUCUCAAAGGACUUCCAGCUGAUCUUAGGAGAGACAUCAAACGCCACCUUUGUCUCGAGCUAGUUCGACGAGUUCCAUUGUUUGAUCAAAUGGAUGAGAGGAUGCUAGAUGCAAUAUGCGAAAGGCUGAAGCCAGCAUUGUGCACAGAGAGCACAUACCUAGUUCGAGAGGGUGAUCCAGUGAAUGAAAUGCUCUUCAUAAUAAGAGGGCAUCUUGAUUCAUACACCACCAACGGAGGCCGCACCGGUUUCUUCAACUCAUGCCGUAUUGGGCCAGGUGAUUUCUGUGGUGAGGAACUGUUAACAUGGGCAUUGGAUCCAAGACCAAGUGUGACACUUCCCUCUUCCACUAGAACAGUUAAGGCCAUCUCAGAAGUAGAGGCCUUUGCACUCAUAGCAGAAGACUUAAAGUUCGUUGCAUCACAGUUCAGAAGGCUACACAGUAAACAACUAAGGCACAAGUUCAGGUUUUACUCACACCAAUGGAGAACGUGGGCUGCAUGUUUCAUACAAGCUGCAUGGAGACGCUAUAAGAAAAGAAAGGAUGCUGCUCAACUUAGAGCCAAAGAGAAUAACAAUAAUAAUAAUAUUCUCUCAGUUGCUGAGGUUGAAACACCAACAUGUAGAUCUGCAUUAGUUGUGUAUGCCACUAAGAGCACUACUAGGAAGGGUAUGAAUAUGCAUUCUGGAACAGGUUCUGGAGUUGUUAACUCUUUGAGGAAGCCAGAAGAACCAGACUUUUCUGUUGAUGAGUAA
Messenger RNA from Abrus precatorius (Indian licorice), 2192 nucleotides. RefSeq names its product protein CNGC15b-like. NCBI's taxonomy places the organism in Eukaryota, Viridiplantae, Streptophyta, Magnoliopsida, Fabales, Fabaceae. The record is from RefSeq and is a predicted model, not a curated record. Bases 87 to 2192 code for a protein of 701 amino acids. Gene Ontology annotation, biological process: transmembrane transport; potassium ion transport. Gene Ontology annotation, cellular component: membrane. Gene Ontology annotation, molecular function: voltage-gated potassium channel activity; protein binding. The transcript is spliced from 7 exons.